UUCGAAUUGUCCGCGUUUGUUAGAAUUAUUAUCGUCGAAAAGUGAAUUUCGCUGUCAAAGAUUAUCGAGCGUUUUCCAUAAAGCUUCAGACGUUAGUCGCAACAGUAUCGAGCAUCGCCUGCAGUUGUCAAUAUUGUCAUAUUCGUAUCAACAAUCCGAUUCCGUAUAUCCGGAGAGAAUUGAUCGAAAUCCUAUUCACUUGUUCACAUUGUUUUUUCGGUUUUUUUUGCCGAAUUGUUACAACAAUGAAAUUGAUGCAUCACCAUCGCCAGAGUAUUCGCGAUCUGUCUCUGCGUGUACCUAAAAAUCGAUCGAAUUGUUUUCAUAUAUUUCACGCCGUUAUUUUCUCGUCGAAUUGCAACAACAGUAUUUUGGUGCAUGUUCAUUGCUAGUAUUAGCGAUCUAUCUCUGUGUAUCUGAAAUCGAUUCAAAUCCGUUUCGUAUAUUUGAUGUGAAACGCGACAAAAGUUGGUACACAAUCAACGUUAGUAUCUAUGAUCCAUUUCUGUGUGCUUGGAAUCGAUUCAAAUUCGCAUAUUUGAUACCGAAACUUCCUCGCCGAAACACGACAAAAGUUGGUGCACAAUCAUCGUUACGUUACAUCAAAUGCACAGCUGGGAUGCUGAGACAUGGAAACAUGGAGAUGCAAGAAAAUGGAGAGGCUGAGGAAAAACUACAUCGACACUACAUCGACACUACAUCGACACUACAUCGACACUACAUCGACACUACAUAUAAUCAAGGAGAAACUAUAUAAUCUUAGAUUGGCGCUGGAAAAGUCAGGAAAGAGGCAGCAUGGUGCAGCGAUGAUUCCAUUGGUGAACAUUAGCGUGGUGGAAGGAAGGCCUGCCGAAUUACCGUGCGACAUAACUCCGCCCGGCGAGGACACGCUGCACAUGGUUUUCUGGUUUAAAGACGAAGCUGGAGUACCGCUAUACACAAUCGACGCGCGAGAGAAGCCGGUGACGAAGGCGCAGCACUCUUCGGAUUCCGGUGUUUUCGGUCCACGCGCCUUUUUCCGAACAGCUUUCCCGAGCCCGGCGGUUUUGGUGAUUGACGAUAUAAAACGCCACGACGCGGCAACGUACAGAUGCAGAGUGGAUUUCCGGAAGGGCCAGACGCGCAGUUUCCGGUACAAUUUGACGGUGAUUGUUCCACCGGAGCAGCCGACUAUUUUGGAUCGAUGGGGCCGCAUCUUGAAUGGCACAGCUGGCCCUUAUGAGGAAGGCGAUACGCCGUACCUCACAUGUCGCGUCACCGGCGGCAAGCCGCAGCCCAUGGUUACAUGGCUCAUAAAUGGCCGAGUGAAAGAUGAGGAGUACGAAAAUAAUGCUGGCGAUGUAAUCGAAAACAGAUUAACGCUCCAGCCAAUCAGCCGGUCUGAUCUUGGCUCGAAUUACACGUGUCAAGCGCGCAACACGGGUCUGGUGGGUCCGAAGGAGAGCUCGAUUUCCCUAGAUCUCAAUUUGAAACCUCUAACUGUGAUUAUAAGAAGACCGGGCAGGAAAGGAAAGAACAGCGAGUCCCUCUUGGCAGGGAAGCGAUACGACAUGGAGUGCGAGACCACUGGUUCAAGGCCACCCGCGGUGAUAACUUGGUACAAGGGCCGCAGAAGACUGAAGCACACGAAGGAGGAGAGAUCGGAGAAUCGAACCGUCAGCACGGUGGAGUUCGAGCCGGGCGUGGAGGAUCAUGGGAAAUCUAUCACCUGCCGAGCGGAGAAUCCAAACGUGACCGGACUCUUCGUCGAGAAGGCGUGGAAGAUCGACGUCGUGUAUCCGCCGAUAGUAUCAUUAAACCUCGGAUCGACCUUAAGCCCAGAGGACAUUAAAGAAGGGGAUGACGUGUACUUCGAGUGCCACAUUAGAGCCAAUCCUCCCUGGUCCAAGCUCGUUUGGAUACACGACAACCAAAUCCUGGCGCAUAACACGUCGGCAAGGAUCAUCUGGUCGAAUCAGAGCCUCGUCUUGCAGAGUGUGACAAGAAGUAGUGCAGGUCGCUAUGUCUGCGCAGCGACGAACGCACUGAAUGAGACACGCAGCGAGCCUCUACACUUUCGAGUCAAAUUCGCGCCUGUGUGCAAGGAAGAUCGGAUCAUAGUGGUCGGCGCAUCGAGGGGCGAGUCGCUCGACAUCGCCUGCAAGGUUGAGGCCGAUCCGCCGGCGCACAAUUUCCGGUGGAAAUUCAACAACAGCGGCGAGACCCUGGAGGUAGCAGCUGCUAAGUUCUCCAUGGAGAAGUCGAGCGGCGUCAGCGUGCUGAAAUACACGCCGUCCACCGAGCUGGAUUACGGUACCCUCUCGUGCUGGGCGGACAAUCUCGUCGGUACCCAGUCGAGGCCAUGUCUCUUCCAGCUGGUAGCAGCCGGAAAGCCAUUUCCGGUGCGCAACUGCACACUGGCGAAUCAGACGUAUACCAGCGUGGAGGUGAAAUGCGUGGCGGGAUAUGACGGCGGACUGCCGCAGAAAUUCGUGCUCGAGGUCUAUCACGGCGACGUCGAUUUCCUCGUGACCAGCCAGCCCCUCUACAACGUUUCCAACCAGGACGAGCCGACCUUCGCCCUAGCCGGGCUGGAGGCCUCGGUUGAGGCCGGUGUCCACGUCGCGGUCUACGCGGUGAACGCGAAGGGUCGGAGCCAACCGGUCAUCCUCAGCGAGGUCACAUACCGCGACGCCGAGAAGCGCACCGGUCAGGAUGCCGGCAUUGUGUUAUCACCGUUAAUAGGCGUAGUGGUCGGCGCUCUCGUGACUCUGGUCCUCAUUAUUCUGGUCAUAGUGGUCAGGAUACGUCGGGAGCGCGUGGCGAAACCGCGGCAUGAGAAACCAGCGGAACUCAGCGAGUUGCCGCCUCAACAAUACCCCUUGCAGAAUUCUCAACAGACCGUGGAGACUGAUCCCGACGUGAUCCCGAACAAGUUCGAGGGUAACCUCGUGGAGGUCAGCCCACCGAGUUACCCGGGCGGUUAUCCCCCGGGACACUGGGUCACGCCCGGACCUACGCCAAGCAUAGACGAGCUCUGCCACAAGUUCACGGGUCGGCCGACGGAACUGAGGUUACCGUCGCGCAGCACGAUACCGAACCUGCCGGCGGGGAUGCCGGUGACGGGGAUGAUGGUGGGCGCUGGGCAGGGUGUCGUCAUCGGCGGUGCCCAGGGCGUCGUCGUGGGUGGCGGCCAGGGUGUCGUCGUGGCUGGCGAGUGCCUGGACGGCGAGGCGAUCAAGCGAAGACUGAUGGCGAACAGGCUACCGGAGAGCUGCGUCUAGAAGCUCUCAAAUCGGCCGCAGGUGACGUGACCAUCGUCAUCGUCGUCGUUAUCCUCGUCACCUUGGUACCGUUCAAGUGGUUGUCGCGUGAUCCUGGCGAAAGACGAACCCGAGCGAACUCGAGAGCACUUGUCGCGUAUCCAAGAGCGGUCUUGAAAUCCUGAAUCGGUGAAGCGUUGCAUUGUCCGCUUUCGUGACACCCGUUUGUUAGCCGCUUUAACGCGUUCACGACUAACGAUCCGGCGCGACCGACUCGUAUUAAUGAAAUGGGUUAUUGCGCAUCGGAGAUCAGCGUUAUGUGUCACGAACGAUUAAUUUUACACAAGUUUCUAGUGUUCGAUUCGGGGCAACAGUCGAGAGAGAGAGAGAGAGAGAGAGAGAGAGAGAGAGAAAGUGAUGCAAUUGCGCGAUUUCUCUCGUGAAACGAUUCACGAGAUUGGAGACACCGUCCGCGUCGCGAUUGUUUUCGAAAUAAGAUCGCCGCGCCAGUUUCCCUCCGGGAUAGCGAGGAAAGCGGUUGAAGUAUGCGGAGAAGUUAGCCCGGAAACUUCCCCGAAGUUCCCUGCCUCGCGGAAGAGUAUUGCAAAGUUCUAACAUUCUGUUUUCGGUCGUUGACUUGACCGCUGCUCCCCCCCCCUCCCCCUUUUUUUUGUGUGUUCCAAAUCGGAUGAUCUUCGACGGUGUCUUCUCGAAUAUUUCCCCUGUAGAUUUGCUCCUCUUCGUUACAGACGCGAAAUAUAAAAAACGAGAGCGAAAAACCGAACUGCGAGCUGCAAAAGCUGCUCGGAUUGAAUGCCGAGUUUGAAAUAUGUUUUCGGUAUGCGGUAUUCCACUCUUCCGCCGAAAACAUUUUUGUCGCACGGACAGUCGUGAUGAAUGAAUAUCAUAAUCCAUAUUUUUUCGUAUUAAUUUUUUUCUCUGACAAAAACAACUAAUUUUAUGUUAUUUCUCUCUUUCUCUAUUAUAUCUGCUUUGUUGCAUUUUUGCUGUGCAUUUUUUCCAGUUUAUAUUAAUAUUUUGUACAUUAUUUAUCUCUCAUUUUUUUUAUUAUAUUAUAUUACGCUAACGUCUCACGAUGUCCCUAAAUAAAUCCGAAUUCUACCAACGAGACGUUGGUCCGGAAGUAUCAGGCCGUGAAACACGAGAAAAGAUAAAAGGCUCUCGAACGAACCCCUUUUCCGAUGGCUCGAAUGAAGACGAAUGGAGGAACCGCGCGAAAAUAUACCGAGAACAGAAGGAGGAACGAAGAGGACGCGGGGGGGAGGGGGGGGAGAAAGGACGAUGCGGAAUGAAAGGAAGAAAGGGAACGGCUCGAUGCCACUUUGGCGUGUAGUUUGAAGGCGUGAAAUGCGGUUUUAAGGUUGAACGAUCGGCUUCGAUAUCGCGAUAAAGCAAAGAAGAGCGGGAAACUGCACCGCGGGCAUCGAAUAUCCUGUUUAAAUUCGAUAUUUUUUGAGGUACAAUCUUCACGGCGUAAUAUCGAUAAUGCCGAAUAGACAUCGAACGUGAAUGACGAUAUUAUUAAAUUAAAAGAAGAAAAUUUUCGAAACUGUUCGUUGAACGCAUCGAUAAAUUGGAUUUCGUACCGAUCGCACCCUGUCUACCGUGUAAUGUUAGAAUCUCGAAUAAAUAAUUAAAGUAACAAGCACUUUGGAGAAGAAGCGGCCGCUUCCAGCAGGGAACGCAAGCGAAUAUGACGAGCCGCGUAACGUACAAAGCGAAAGGAUUCCUGUGAAACCAAGACCAGGUGCACGUUGUACUCCAUCGGUGUAAAGGUAGAGCGUCGGUGUUGUGAUAGAACAUUUAUAAAUUUUUCUACCGCUCAUAUGAGUUUUCUCGCAAUUCCCACGAAUAUCGAAUAUAAAUUCUCACGAGGUCGAGACUCGUUCACGAAAAAUUCUACGAUGCACUCUCACCGGAUGUGUGCGCGCGCGCGCGUGUGUGUAAAUAUAUAUAUAUAUAUAGUUUAACGGUUUCUUUAUCAGCUCGUUAAAUCGCGAUUUUACUCGGUUCACGACAAGCAGGGGAGGAAAAAGUGGAGAGCGGGGAACAGCACGAUGCGCAGCGUCCGCGAAUUUCUACGUUCGCACGAAGAGAGAGAGAGUGAGCUUUUGCGAGACUUGCAAAAGAAAAAAAAAAACGAAACUGGUCUUCCACGUGACACUUCGCGACGAAGUCAUGAGACUUCUACGGCGAGAAUGGAACUAACGAAUCGACAAAAAAGCGUAUCCCUAAUGGUGUGGUGUAUAACGUGAACUUUGCUCGUGAAAAGUUCGCCCCGUGCUUCGCGAAUGAUCGAUAGACUCGUAAUGUGUAAAAAAAGAAAAAAAGAAAUGAGCGACGGACUGAGAAAUGAGUAACGAGUGUCGCUUCGGCGAUGCGGAGAGCCGCUCUCCGCGGGAUACGAGUGGUAAAUGAUGCCGAAUCAAUCGUCGAGUGUGUCUGUUUCGAUAGUAAUAAAAAAAAAAAAAAAAUAAUGAUCACAAGUAUGAUGGUUGCUCGUUAGCUAAUGUAUCGCUGUACAUAUUAUGAGAGAGUCUAAGGAUAAGUUGACAGCGUUCGAGUUUUCGAGAUGACCGGUGGAACGAUCUUGUCGAGCACCUAACCUUGUCUGAGUCUCUCCAUCUGCACGAGGAAAAAUAAUGAUACAAGAUUGAAAUCAUUUUCGCGAGAAUUUUUCUCGCUCUUAUGCGGAAUGUCAUGCUCGAUAACGCCGCUCCACCGAGAUCCUUUAAAUUCACACCCUUGUUUCGUCGCAGCGUCACAAUUUUCCGACGAUGCCAGAGCCGGAUUUUGACAUUCGUUAAUAAUAAAACGGAUUUUUUUAUUCUAAUAAUUUUGUUAUAAAACCAGAUAUAGUUUAUUCAUUUUUGUUCCAUAAAUUUUAUUUUUUUCCCCUCAUAAUAUUCCGCGAAAGCUUAUGAAUAAUAAAUUUUGACCUGUGCAAUUUUUUCAUUACUUGGUUUAAUUUUUUAAGUGCUAAUUAUCCUUUUCGGCUGAUCGUCGAAGAAUUGUCGAUUAAUCGAACGACCUAUGUACAUCUUUCACGUCCAUGAGAAUUUGUUUGAGGAUGAAUGAUGAAGAUAACGCAUUAACGCGGACCGAGAGUUAGAAUAAGACAAAAUACUACUGCCCAUAUUCAUUUUGUAAAACGAGGAAACGUCGGGGCUAUCAACCCCUUCUCAUGUGUAAGAAUCUUAUUUAGCGAGCGAGGAAAAUCGCCAAAGUAGAUACCGAAAAAUAACGUUCUCGGUCGGCGUAACCCAACAAUCAAGUGCAAAGGAAGUAAAAAAUGAAUAAAUAAAUAAGCGCAAACGAUCGACGAGGAAGUUAACAAGUAGCGAGUAAUGGCUGUACAUAAUCAGUUGUACGUAAAACGACGCGACGGAGUUCAUGUAAAUCGAUCGACAGUCGCGUAAAAGCCGAACGUCGAGGUUCGUUGUAUAGGUGAUUUCAUAUCAAACCCAUAUCGUUUAACUUAAGUCGUAUGUAUAUACUACACCAUGUUUUGAUCUGAAUAAACUGUUUAAUUGUCCGAA
Messenger RNA from Linepithema humile (Argentine ant), 6802 nucleotides. RefSeq names its product kin of IRRE-like protein 1. The record is from RefSeq and is a predicted model, not a curated record. Gene Ontology annotation, molecular function: protein binding. NCBI's taxonomy places the organism in Eukaryota, Metazoa, Arthropoda, Insecta, Hymenoptera, Formicidae.